AUGGGCAAGAAAGCGGCCAAGUCGACUCGUAAAUUCGCAAAAUCGGGAGAGCUGAAGCGUACUAUUCAGGCGAGAAGGAAGUUUAAGGCUGUGAAGGCUAAGACUCAGGCGAGAAAGGGGGCAAAGAGGAGUCAGAAUGAGCAUGACGAGGAGGAAGAAGAGGAGGAAGAAGACAUCGAGAGUCCCACCAAUAGCAAAACUGUAGAUGAUUUGCUAAAUGGGGAUUUAAUGGAUGAGCAAGGUGAUGAUGAGUCGGACGACGAGGAAGACGCCGAAUCUCUCGCCUCGAUGAACGAUGAAGAUGAAGAACAAGACGAAGAGGAAACCCACGCAAUGGAUCUCGCCCAACUUCAAAAAACCGACCCAGAAUUUUACAAGUACUUGCAAGAGAACGACCGUGAAUUGUUGGAAUUUAAACCUGAAGAAAUGGAAUUCGAGGAUGACGAGGAUAUGGAGGAUACCAACGAGAAACCCGUACUGACAAGCGAGAUUUUGAAGACUUGGCAAAGAUCUUUAAUUGAGACACACAGCUUGAGAACUCUGCGGAAACUCCUGGUCGCAUUCAAGGCAGCGGCAUAUAUGAACGACGAGGAGGUUGAGACGAGAUGGAAGAUCGAUAGUGCGGCAGGUAAACACAUUUCCACCUACUUUAUGCUCGUUCAGACUGACAUGAAGACAGUAUUCAACAAACUCGUAACAACCACUCUAAAAUACACACCGAUUAUUGCUGCCCACCACGCACCUUACAAGACUUUACCUGGGGAUAAGUUUAAACCCCCAACAACAAAUGCAACGUUGUCCAAACUUCUUCUAUCACACUUAUACAAUGCCAUCCGUCUCAUCGAGCAACUGCCCUCCAAUCCUACCGACGACGACGAAGAGGGUGAUGACAAUGACAAUGACACCCCCGAAUCAAAAUCUAAAAAAUCCAAGAAAGGCGACAAGAAGACUAAAAAAUCGAAAAAGGGAGAGUCGGACGAAGGCAGCAAAACUGCACUCGUAGAAUUGGCACUUGGCGAGACAGGAAAGUUGAUCCCUUGGGUAGUGGGAAGUCGAAAGGCUGUGAAGAUGUGGUUAAAAACAUGCCUUUCUCUCUGGUCGACGUCCGCAGAUUCAGUCCGCAUUAGCGCGUUCUUGGCAGUGAGGAGAUUAAGUCUAUCAGCCGACGAGGCGGUCGUAGAAUUGGUUUUGAAGCCUAAUCCCUUCACAACGGUACCAUCCUCUCCACAUCCACAUCCUUACAUCUCUACACCACCUCGCGACACACACCAAAACAUACAUCCCAAUCUCGUCGCACCUCCUCCCACUCUGACCUCCUACCUCUCCGCAUCCAAGCCAAAAUCCGCUAUGCUCAAACCCUUGGAUAUGGCGAGCACGAUCCGAGCACCAAGCGCGUACCUCAAGACCCAUGUGCUAGCUGAAAGCGUAGUCCAAGAAGCUGUCUGGUUGCUCGCAGAAAGUGUACCUUUGACGAGCGUUGCAUUUCCAGAAGUUGUAUUUCCUAUCGCAUCGACUCUCAAAAAGUCGCUCAAAAAGAAGUCUUCUGCAUCGGCCAAGGUUGUUCAAGGUGUUAAAGCCCUUGUUGAACAUUUAGAAGAGCAGUCGAAAUGGACGACUGAGCAAAGGAAGAAUGUUCAGUUCGGACCAGAACGAUGGGAGGAAGUGGAGAGGUGGGAGGAGGAAAAGGGGCAUGGAGGUCCAUUGGAAAGAUGGAUAAAAGUCUUGAGAAAACAGAGGGAGGGAAGAAGGAAGGUUGCGAGUGGGGUUGUGGAUACAUAG
Rhizoctonia solani is the source of this 1779-nucleotide messenger RNA. RefSeq names its product nucleolar complex protein 2. The record is from RefSeq and is a predicted model, not a curated record. Gene Ontology annotation, biological process: ribosomal large subunit biogenesis. NCBI's taxonomy places the organism in Eukaryota, Fungi, Basidiomycota, Agaricomycetes, Cantharellales, Ceratobasidiaceae. The coding region runs from base 1 to 1779 and encodes 592 amino acids. Gene Ontology annotation, cellular component: Noc1p-Noc2p complex; nucleoplasm; nucleolus. The transcript has 7 exons.